Grosmannia clavigera kw1407 is the source of this 1317-nucleotide messenger RNA. RefSeq lists its product as uncharacterized. The record is from RefSeq and is a predicted model, not a curated record. The coding region runs from base 1 to 1317 and encodes 438 amino acids. The transcript is spliced from 4 exons. Lineage: Eukaryota; Fungi; Ascomycota; Sordariomycetes; Ophiostomatales; Ophiostomataceae.
AUGGCUGCUCCCACCGAUCCGACCGUGGCCUACCUCCUCAGCCUGGAAGCGGUUCGAGAGCGGUCUAGAGAGGUGCUCCUGGCCGCACAGGCAGGCGAUCUCAACCACUUUGACUACCACGAGAGCAAGCUCCCAGAGGUGGCAAGUUUUGUCUGCGCCAUCAUCGAGCGCGAUUUUGGCCCGGACAAGUUCGACGAGAUCCCACCGCACGGCCGCUGGCAGCACUUCAACGUCGGCGACAUCGACCGCAUUGCCCCUCUGCUGGAAGCAUGGGAAGGCGAAGGAGUGCCGAAGCUUGAGCUCACACGGCGAUUGGUAGACCUCUUCUUUGUCUCCGUGCUGCUGGACGCCGGUGCUGGCGACACCUGGAAGUACGACGAGGCUGCCACGGGCCGGGCGUUCAACCGGAGCGAGGGCAUCGCCGUGGCCUCGCUGCACAUGUUUCUGGAGGGAGCUUUCAGCAGUGCUGGCAAAGCGCAGCCGCUGAUCGUUGACGGUGCCGGACUGGUCGGCCUCACAGAAGGGCCCUUUGUCAAGGGCUUCCAGGUGUCGGCUGAGAAUCCGUUGGUCGGCGUGUCCUCGCGUGUGGCGCUGCUGAACAGAAUUGGCAGCUCUCUCUUGAGACUGCCCGAAAUUGUUGGCCCCACUGGUCGGCCUGGAAAUGCUGUUGACUACGUGUUGAAGAACUCCAGCGAGGGCGUGCUGGACUACCGGCUGCUGUGGUCGACGCUGCAGGCCAUCUUAAUUCCAGCGUGGCCCCAGGACCGGCCCACGAUCAACGGCCGGCCGAUCGGCGAUGCCUGGCCGCUCCAGGUGCUGGCACAGCGGGCAGAGAGGCGGUCGCCGAAGUCCACAGCGGCGGCAGAUGCCAUCCAGCCGUUCCACAAGCUGACGCAGUGGCUCGGCUACUCGCUCACGGUGCCGUUUGUGCGCAUCCUGGGCCUCGGCGUGGUGAACGACCAGCUGGGCACGGGUCUGCCAGAGUACCGCAACGGCGGCCUGUUUGUCGAUCUGGGCGCGCUGACGCUGAAGGCGGCCGUGGCCGAGGCCAACACGGACACGGCGGGCGGAGAGGUGCUCCCGCGCUUCUCGCCGACCGAAGACGUGAUCGUGGAGUGGCGAGCCAUGACGGUGGCCCUGCUGGACGAGCUCUUCAAGCUGGUGUCGACAACGUUUGCGGCCAAGGGCACGAAGCUGACCAUGGCCCAGGUGCUGGAGGCCGGCACGUGGAAGGGUGGCCGCGAGCUGGCGGCCAAGCUCCGGCCGCAGACAAAAUCCAGCCCAAUCCUGCUCAACGGUGACGGGACCCUGUUCUGA